Molecule: messenger RNA, 1748 nt
Organism: Schistosoma spindalis
Lineage: Eukaryota; Metazoa; Platyhelminthes; Trematoda; Strigeidida; Schistosomatidae
Source: the annotation of a GenBank genome assembly
UAGCAUAGUUACAAAGAUAAUUGUGUUACUACUAUUCAAAGUACCAUAUUACAUAAUCAUCAUCUUUAUAUCCAAUUCUAUGACUUUUGAUAAAAUAUUAGCUAUUCAACAUUCAUGUUUAAAUAAUGAAUAUAAUAAUGAUAAUAAUUAUAUAUGUGUUAUGAAUAAUAUUCCUAAAAAAUGUUUGAAAUGUAAUGAAAACAUAGAAUAUAAUAAAAUUAUUCAAUUGUUACCACCCUAUUCAAAUGCACAUACUUCCAUUAUGUUUACAUCAUAUCCAUUAACAAGGAUUGCAUUUAUUUCAUCGAAUAGUAACAGUAAUAGUACUGGUGGUAGUAGUAGUAGUAGUAGUAGUAGUAGUAGUAGUAGUAGUAGUAGUAGUAGUAGGGGUAGUAGUAGUAUUAGUAGUACUAUUAGUAGUAUUGUAUAUGAUCAAUCAAAUAUAAGCUUACAUUGUGGUGUAGUCGAUUCAAUAGGUAAAGUUUAUCAUUAUACUAAACAAUAUGGUAUACAAUAUGAUUUAAUUGGUUGGGAACAAUCUAUUAUUAUAAAUUUAUCAGAAAUAAUUCAAUGUGAAUAUUUAACAUGUUCAAUAUGGAAUGAAAAAAUUUAUAGUUUCGUCAAUCAUUUAAAACAAUCUCUUCACCAUGGUAACAAUGAUGAUUAUGAUUGUUUAGAUUUUGUUAUAGAUAUUAUAAAAUAUGCUAUGAAUAAUACAAAAAUAAAUCGUAUCUUAAUAGCACAAUGGUUAUCUAUACAAUUUGAAUCGGUUAUAUUAUAUGAGGAUAUAAUGAAACAAUUACAAUCUGGUUCAUUACAAGUGAUUAGUAAACUUCAUCAUCUUGUUACUUGUCAAUUAUAAUAAUGUAACAUACUUAUGAAUCAAAUGAACAGGUAUCUAUUUCAUUACAUUACAUUACAAUAUUUAUGCCGGUUAAUCCUCAUGAAGGAGUAUAGGCCGUCAAUCAACAUUCUCCAUUCAACUCUGUUCUGGGCGAUCCUUUUCAGCUCUUUCUAGUUGUUAUUGAUCAAUUGAAUAUGUAUCUAUUUCAUCACAUUAUGUCACAUUAAUUACGACUAUUAAUCCUCAUGAAGGAGUAUAGGCCGUCAAUCAACAUUCUCUAUUCAACUCUAUUCUGAAUGAUCCUUUUCAGUUCUUUCUAGUUGUUAUUGAUUAAUUGAAUGUGUAUCUAUUUCAUCACAUUACCUCACAUUAAUUACGACUAUUAAUCCUCAUGAAGGAGUAUAGGCCGUCAAUCAACAUUCUCUAUUCAACUCUAUUCUGAAUGAUCCUUUUCAGUUCUUUCUAGUUGUUAUUGAUUAAUUGAAUGUGUAUCUAUUUCAUCACAUUACCUCACAUUAAUUACGACUAUUAAUCCUCAUUGAGGAGUUUAGGCCGUCAAUCAACAUUCUCCAUUCAACUCUGUUCUCGGCGAUCCUUUUCAGCUCUCUCUAGUUGUUAUUGAUCAAUUGAAUGUGUAUCUAUUUCAUCACAUUAUCUCACAUUAAUUACGACUAUUAAUCCUCAUUGAGGAGUUUAGGCCGUCAAUCAACAUUCUCCAUUCAACUUUGUUCUGGGCAAUCCUUUUCAGAUAUCUGCUUCUAUUUCCCAAUGGAAUGUAUUCUUUGGUUUUACACUAUUCUAUCUAUUUCAUAUUGUUAAAACUUUAUUGAAAUUAUGAAACGAUUAUUGUGUUUAGAACAGAAAUGAGUUUUUACUAAUCAAUAAAAGAAUUUGAUCAUUGUUC